Messenger RNA from Rotaria sp. Silwood2, 261 nucleotides. The record is from the annotation of a GenBank genome assembly. Lineage: Eukaryota; Metazoa; Rotifera; Eurotatoria; Philodinida; Philodinidae.
AUGAAAUUUGUACAUCCAAAACAACCAGAUGGUACAAGUUUAUACCUAAGUUAUAAAAGCUUAACUUUAAAUAAUGAUGGACAAUUAACAGCUGAAAAUCCAACUGUUCUAGUCAAUGAAGAAUGGUCUGUUGAUUCCAAUGGUAAUGUUAUUCUAAGUAAACUACAACCUGUCAAUCAAGAAAUUACAAAAACCGUACAUAUAAAUAUGAAUAACAAUGAAUUUACAUCAAAUUCAUCAGCUUGCUGUCAAGUAUUGUAA